UUCAUGUUCCAUGGGCUGGAAAAGCCACUUUCAGAGGGUCUUCAAAUCUAAAAAGAAGAAUUUGUUUUUAGAACACUAAUGAUUAGGUUUGUUCAAUUUGAGCAUAGGCGUUGUGAGAGUUGUUCUAGCUAGUGAUUAGCCUAACGUAGCAGGCGUAAAAUAAACGAAUGAACAACCGUAAUCAUAUUUAGAUGGUCGUCCACGCGAGAGUGUUAAUCAGCUAGCCAGGCUCUUUGUGUGCGUAUGUUUUGUUUGUGUUGAACAAGAACAGCUCUAGUGGGUUGUUAGAUUAUUUGCAAUGUGUUGAUUUCGAUAAGAUUGCAUAGUGCAUACGGCGUGAAUUUUUACUUAAAGGUUAGGGAAAGUGGCCUGUAGACGUUGCAAAGCGACAAAGAAAUAAGGAGUUUGAAGAGGAAAUGGGAAAUUGUCUAAAAUCUCCAACCUCGGAUGAUAUUUCCUUGCUUCAUGAAUCACAAUCGGAUAGAGGUAGUUAUGCUGACGGGGCAGAUAUAGACCAGGAACCACCGCCACCAUACCAGCAGCAGCUGCCAGUGUACCACCCCACGCCCAGUCAGGCCCGCAUGGCCAGCCAGCUGCCAGUGUACCACCCCACGCCCAGCCAGGCCCGCAUGGCCAGCCAGCUGACUGAGGAGGAGCAGGUCCGCAUUGCCCAACGCAUCGGCCUCAUCCACCACCUUCCCAAGGGAGUGUACGACGCUGGCAGGGAUGGCUCCGAAAAGAAAAUUAGAGAGUGUGUGAUUUGCAUGAUGGACUUUGUGUAUGGAGACCCCAUCCGGUUCCUGCCCUGCAUGCACAUCUACCACAUGGACUGUAUAGAUGACUGGCUGAUGCGCUCCUUCACCUGCCCCUCCUGCAUGGAGCCAGUGGAUGCUGCGCUGCUCUCCUCUUACGAGACCAAUUGAGACACAUCAUCACCCCACUACCACCAUCACCCCUGCUCACUGUUCUGACUUACUCCCCCGCUCCACCCAUGCUGCCCUCUCCAGCACCCCCACAACCAGCAGACCGCACUUCCAACAUCCUGGAGGGCCAGGGUCUCUGGGGGCAGGUGAGGACCAUGUGGUGGUGAUGAAGGGUGCUGUAGAGGGUUGGUGGAGGCCAUGGAUGGCUAACCCAGAGAGGGGGCCUCUGCUCUGAGCUGGCCAGGCCUGCUGGACAGGAAAGCCCCAGCUGGGGAAGGACUGUGGAUACUGGUAAUCAAGACAAGACUGUCUCUUACUGUCAUGUGUCACCAUCCAUCCACACCCAGAAUUCUCCACUCUCUCACUACCACACUGUUGUAGAAAACGCCCUAGAAGGGAGGGGAAGGAAAGAAACACUUGAAAACUCUCUAGAAAUACUGAUAUCUGCAAAUAUAUUUUUUCUCUCCUCAA
Molecule: messenger RNA, 1394 nt
Organism: Coregonus clupeaformis (lake whitefish)
Lineage: Eukaryota; Metazoa; Chordata; Actinopteri; Salmoniformes; Salmonidae
Product: RING finger protein 11
Exons: 3
Coding region: 417-923 (168 amino acids)
Source: RefSeq, a predicted model, not a curated record